GCGGCCCAGAGCGUCCCCUGCAGCGCAGCGGCUCCCAUUGGCUGGGGUUCCAGGGGCCCCAGCCAAUCCUGCCAGGAGUCGUGGUUUUCCUGGGCUGGGACCCCCGACACUCAGAAGCGAGGGGCACCGCCGGAUGGAGCCACAAGCACAGCUGACCCAGUGACACGUUGACAUCAGUCUGGCCCCACGGAGCCCCCUGCCCCUGCAGUAGCUGCCGCCUCCCUGGAUGUUGGAUAUUGAGUUCCAGAAGUCCCCCAAGGGGAAAUGGACAACACCACCCUUCGACCCGCGCUUCCCCAACCAGAACCAGACCCGCAACUGCUACCAGAACUUCCUGGACUACCACCGCUGCGUCAAGAGAAUGAACCGCCGUGGGAAAAGCACGCAGCCCUGCGAGUAUUACUUCCGCGUGUUCCACUCGCUGUGCCCCAAGAGCUGGGUGCAGCGCUGGACCGAGCAGAUCCAGGGAGGGACCUUCGCAGGCAAAAUCUGACGGCCUGAGUGCGGACGCCCCGAAGGAUCAGCGCGCUGACACCCUCCACCCCCCACCGUCCUCGAGUCUCCCCGAGACUCUCUAAGCCACACAUAAAGCUAUGUUGCUGCUGA
This is a messenger RNA of Neofelis nebulosa (Clouded leopard), 606 nucleotides long. Its product is annotated as cytochrome c oxidase subunit 6B2. The transcript has 4 exons. NCBI's taxonomy places the organism in Eukaryota, Metazoa, Chordata, Mammalia, Carnivora, Felidae. Gene Ontology annotation, cellular component: mitochondrion; mitochondrial crista; respiratory chain complex IV. The record is from RefSeq and is a predicted model, not a curated record. Bases 227 to 493 code for a protein of 88 amino acids.